UGCAUCCAAUUGAAUAAGAUAUAUAUUAAACUACUCUUCCACGUUAGCCCAUGACAAUAAUAAAGAAGUCUCGUGGCCCACAGCCCAACAAAAUACAUAAAUUCAGUUACAAUUUACCUUAUCUUAUCUUUAGUUGUUUUUAUCUUAUCUUUAUUUGCUUUUAUUGUAAUAAUUCUUUUCAGUCGUCCGUCAUUCAUCAAUUCAUCAGCUGAAAUCUUUUUGCUCUUAAAACACAAGAAAGAAAAGAACAGUCCAGCAGAUCGUGUUCUUGUUGCUCCAUCGGGUUAGGCCACCAUGGAGCGGAAGACUAUUGAUUUGGAACAAGGUUGGGACUAUAUGCAGAAGGGGAUUACUAAGUUGAAGAAAAUUCUAAGGGAGACGCAUGAUGAAUUUAUGCUGAGGGAGCUUGAACAAAGGUGGAUAACUCACAAGGUGAUGGUGAGGUGGCUUUCACGCUUCUUUCAUUACCUGCCACCACUAAAUGGUGUUGGCCUUACCUGCUUCCGUGAUCUGGUUUAUAUGGAGGUACGAGCUAAUGCAAGGAAAGGUGUGAUCACUCUUAUUGACAAAGAGCGUGAGGGCGAACAGAUUGAUAGAUCAUUGCUGAAAAAUGUUGUUGAUAUGUUUGUUGAGAUGGAUAAAUAUGAGGAGGAUUUUGAAGUUCAGAUGCUUGAGGAUACUGCUAAUUACUACAAAAGUAAGGCUACAAAGUGGAUUGAGGUUGACUCUUGUCCAGAUUAUAUGCUAAAGGCUGAGGAGUGCUUGAGAAGGGAGAGAGAAAGAGUGACUCAUUACUUGCACUCCAGCACUGAGCAGAAAUUGGUAGAGAAAGUGCAACAUGAGUUGUUGGUGACCCAUGCUAAUCAAUUACUUGAUGGUGUCCGGGCCUUGCUUAGAGAUGAUAAGGUGGAAGAUCUCUCUCGGAUGUAUAGACUUUACCAAAAAAUACCUAAAGGCUUGGAUCCUGUUGAGAAUGUAUUCAAGCAGCAUAUUACAGCCGAGGGUACAGCAUUGGUCCAGCAGGCUGAAGAAGCUUCUAGCCUUGUCAGAAAAUUCAUAGAGCUCCAUGACAAGUACAUGACAUAUGUUAAUGACUGCUUUAUAAAUCACACACUGUUCCACAAGGCUUUAAAGGAGGCAUUUGAGGUUUUCUGCAAUAAAAAUGUUGCUGGUAGUUCCAGUGCAGAACUAUUAGCUACAUUCUGCGACAAUAUCCUUAAAAAGGGUGGAAGUGAUGAAGCAAUUGAAGAAACUCUUGAGAAGGUAGUCAAGCUGCUUGCAUAUAUCAGUGAUAAGGAUCUCUAUGCAGAAUUUUACAGGAAAAAACUAGCCCGCAGAUUACUUUUUGAUAGGAGUGCCAAUGAGGAUCAUGAAAAGUGUAUUUUGACAAAGCUAAAGCAGCAGUGUGGUGGCCAGUUCACAUCUAAGAUGGAGGGAAUGGUUAUGGACUUGACUUUGGCGCGUGAUAACCAGAUGAAAUUUGAGGAAUAUCUUCAGGACAACACACAUGUAAUUGAUCUGAGUGUUACUGUUCUUACCACAGGAUUCUGGCCAAGUUACAAGUCUUCUGAUCUCAACCUCCCGGUGGAGAUGGUCAAGUGUGUGGAAGUUUUUAAAGAAUUUUAUGAAACAAAGACAAAACACAGAAAACUUACAUGGAUUUACUCACUUGGAACUUGCCACAUCAUUGGCAAGUUUGAACCAAAGACUAUUGAACUAGUUGUGUCAACCUAUCAGGCUGCUGCCUUGCUGCUAUUCAACAGUGCUGAUAAGUUGAGCUAUUCAGAGAUUAUGAUGCAGCUGAACUUAACCCAUGAAGAUGUUGUUAGAUUACUCCAUUCCCUGUCACGUGCAAAAUAUAAGAUUCUUAGCAAGGAGCCUAACACCACAACUAUAUGGCCAAAUGAUACUUUUGAGUUCAACUACAAAUUCACUGACAAAAUGAGAAGGAUCAAGAUCCCACUACCACCGGUUGAUGAAAGGAAGAAGGUGAUUGAAGAUGUUGACAAGGACCGACGAUACGCCAUAGAUGCCGCAAUUGUGCGCAUCAUGAAGAGCAGCAAAGUUUUAGGCCAUCAACAACUGGUUUUGGAGUGUGUUCAACAACUGGGCCGCAUGUUCAAGCCUGACAUCAAAGCAAUUAAGAAGCGGAUUGAAGAUCUCAUAACUCGUGACUAUCUGGAAAGAGACCAAGAAAACCCCAAUACUUUCAAGUAUCUGGCUUAAUGGAAGCUACUAGAGUAUGAAAGUGGCCAUUUUUACUUAA
Messenger RNA from Arachis ipaensis, 2266 nucleotides. NCBI's taxonomy places the organism in Eukaryota, Viridiplantae, Streptophyta, Magnoliopsida, Fabales, Fabaceae. The record is from RefSeq and is a predicted model, not a curated record.